ACUGUUCUGAGGAGACGAGGAAGCAGGGAAACAUUUAAAGACAAGAAAUCCUCAAGUCAGGAGGACAGUGCAGACCUCAGGUGCCAGCUCCAGUUUUCCAAGGAGGAGUCCAGCCUGAUGAGGAAAAAGAUGGCAAAGCUUGGCCGGGAGAAGGAUGAACUGGAGCAGGAGCUGCAAAAGUACAAGACAGUUUAUGGGGAUGUGGACAGUCCCCUUCCUCUGGCUGAAUGCUCUGGCGGAGGCCCUCACACCACUCGAGAGGCUGAGCUCCGAUUACGGCUCAAGCUGGUGGAGGAGGAGGCCAACAUCCUGGGCAGAAAGAUUGUGGAGCUGGAGGUUGAGAACCGCAGCCUGAGGGCAGAAAACGACGACAUCCGGUGUCAGUAUGAAAGGGACUUCUUUGGGCGAGAGCCGUUCUCCAGCAUGCCCUCGUCGCCGUAUGGUGGCGACGCGCUGGACUCGGCCAGUGAGCUACGUCGCCAUCUCCAGUUCGUGGAGGAGGAGGCUGAGCUUCUGCGCCGCUCCAUCUCAGAGAUCGAGGACCACAACAGGCAGCUUACGUCUGAACUCAAUCGCUUCAAAUUCGGCCCCAGCAGCAGCUCUGGGCCCAUCGCUGAGGAAGGUGGCGAAGGAAUACUGUUUAAACCCGGUAAUGGUGGCAACGGGAAUGGUUCCAGUAGCGGGAUGAUGAUGGAGGAGCUAAAGUCAGCCAGGAUGCAGAUCAAUGAGCUGAGUGGAAAGGUAAUGAAGCUGCAGUACGAGAACCGUGUCCUCAUGUCAAAUGUCCAGCGCUGUGACCUGGCCGCACACAUCGGCCUACGCACCGGCAGCCCUCGAGACAGCGAUGCAGAGAGCGAUGCAGGGCGGCGAGAGGCCGCUGACGAUGAAGAGACGGGGCGACUUCUUCUCCUCCAUCCCAAACGAGAGGGCCCUAUUGGGGGUGAGAGUGACUCUGAAGACAUGUUUGAGAAGACAACGACCACCUCAGGGUUCGGAAGCAUCAAACCCUCAGAUGGCAGCGAGCUCAGUGCCACGGAACUGGCCAACCGCAGGAGGGAAGAGCGGGAGUCGUUCGGUAACGUGAAACGAGAGGCGGAUCGGCUCGGCAAGACGGUCGACCGACUCAUCACGGACACGGACAGUUUGAUCUUCGAGGGCAGGCUGCUGGUGACGACAGGGGAGAGCCUGGAGGGAGGGGCGGUGUCAGGAUCCAAACCUGAUACGCAGGUCCUGGACACCAUCAACACCCGCAUGAAGGCGUUCCGCACCGAGCUGCACAUCUUCAUGGAGAAGUUGGACCAUGUCGGAGAGGGUCUGAGAGAAAGGACAGACGAUCUGUCACCGAUGCCAAACCUCACAGAGUCCAGCAGCUUCCUGUCCACGGUCACCUCCAUGUCCCGUGACUCUCCCAUCGGCACCUUUGGAAGAGACCUGGUGACAGACUUCCAG
Paralichthys olivaceus (Japanese flounder) is the source of this 1449-nucleotide messenger RNA. The record is from RefSeq and is a predicted model, not a curated record. NCBI's taxonomy places the organism in Eukaryota, Metazoa, Chordata, Actinopteri, Pleuronectiformes, Paralichthyidae.